This is a messenger RNA of Daphnia pulicaria, 1149 nucleotides long. RefSeq lists its product as uncharacterized. Gene Ontology annotation, molecular function: aspartic-type endopeptidase activity. NCBI's taxonomy places the organism in Eukaryota, Metazoa, Arthropoda, Branchiopoda, Diplostraca, Daphniidae. The transcript has a single exon. The coding region runs from base 1 to 1149 and encodes 382 amino acids. Gene Ontology annotation, biological process: proteolysis. The record is from RefSeq and is a predicted model, not a curated record.
AUGCCGGCAGAGAAAGAAGCCCGUCCUUCAAUCGCUCGGAUUAUUGGCCAUCAGAGAGUGACAUUGGGGAUGCUGAAACUCAGCGUGCAAUCUUCGGAUGGUAACUGGUUGCUCGCCAAUAUUAUCGCCGAUGAAGGCAGUGACACCACCUUGAUUAGGACGACCUUCGCGACCCGUUUAAAGCUGCAAGGACUGCCGCAGGUGUUGAAGGUGGAUGGUGUCGGCGGAGUCAUCGACCGAUACCAGUCCGAACGAGUCCAGUUCCAGUUACGUGCCGAAUCUGGCGAAAUCUUUAAGAUGGAAGGUUCAACAAUGAAGAUGGUCGCCAGCCCCACUCCGAUCACAGACUGGAGUAAGGACAAACAGAAUUGGCCGCAUCUCCGCGACCUUCCGGUCGGAGUAGUGGGAGGAAAGGUGGAUCUUCUCGUAGGUAUAGACUAUCUGCAUCUUUUGUUGCCGCGCGAGACCAGAGAAGGACGCGAUUAUGAGCCAAUCGCCUGCAAAACAAGACUUGGUUGGAUCGUGAGAGGAGUUACCAGCCGAAGCCAUCAGGUCACAUCCAUUCGUAGCUGCACGAUCACUGGCCAGACCCUCCUGGAUAAUUUGACAGCGGAAGUUCGUCGUUUCUGCGACACCGAGAUGUUUGGGACCGAAUUCACCGCCGGAUGUGUAUCAGCCAACGACCGCCGAGCUCUAGUGAUGGCAAAGGAGAAGACCUGGAGGUUGUUCGUCGGAUACGAGGUGCCAAUCAUCUGGAAAGAAGGGGAUCCGGACCUCGUGAAUAAUCGACUCAUGACCGCCAAUCGCUUCCAGAGCCUUCUCAGGAGGAUCCAGCGCAAGCCGAAUUUAGAAAGAGAUUAUGAAGUGACGAUGGAGCGAUUGUCUUUUGGUGCCAGCUGCUCCCAUUUGGUGUUUGUGCUCAACUUAUUCCGGAACAACUGGAGUCUUCCGGCGAAGACGGAACUACGUCUAUUGGAAUCCAGCUCGGCCGGCGAGCCGGCCUCGGGGGAGGAUGGAUCGGCGAAAGCGCAUCCCGUCAUAAACUUGGCAACGUUUUCCCUCCCUCCUUUUCCCCCUCUUAAAUGUCAGUUAAUGUCGUCUGUAAAGCACGUUGAAUUCUGGGCUUUCACUCUUUCUCUCUCGUGUUAA